Messenger RNA from Arvicanthis niloticus (Nile rat), 4056 nucleotides. RefSeq names its product histone deacetylase 6 (gene Hdac6). The record is from RefSeq and is a predicted model, not a curated record. Gene Ontology annotation, molecular function: histone deacetylase activity; zinc ion binding. Gene Ontology annotation, biological process: epigenetic regulation of gene expression. Lineage: Eukaryota; Metazoa; Chordata; Mammalia; Rodentia; Muridae. Gene Ontology annotation, cellular component: histone deacetylase complex.
GGGUGGGGUCUGAGGGAUUCUCUUCGAGAGGGGCAGUCCUCUGAGCCGCGGGGCAAGGGGGAAGGCUCCGGGCGAAAUCUCCGAGAGUGGAAGGUGCGGGUUCGGCCCUACAGGAGGUGGAGUUGAGUGAGUCUUUAAGGGUGCCGCUGAGGCCGCGGCAGCCUGGUCUGGUGGACUAGAAAGGUGGGUGAUUUAUCUGAGGAGAUAGGCUGAAGCGGGCAGGUUGCAGAAGCCAAGCGUUCCGGGCGCAGAUUAGAGAGCCAUUCCAUGAGCUAAGGCUCUUCAGCCAUGACCUCCACCGGCCAAGAUUCUUCUACCAGGCAGCGAAAGACUAGGCACAAUCCCCAGUCUCCUCUUCAGGACUCCAGCGCCACCUUGAAGCGUGGUGGUAAGAAGGGUGCUGUACCCCACUCCAGCCCCAAUCUAGCGGAGGUAAAGAAGAAAGGCAAAAUGAAGAAGCUCAGCCAACCAGCUGAAGAAGACCUAAUCAUGGGGCUUCAAGGGCUGGAUCUGAACCCUGAGACACGAGUACCAGUUGGUACUGGAUUGGUGUUUGAUGAACAACUAAAUGACUUCCACUGCCUUUGGGAUGACAGCUUCCCUGAAAACCCUGAGCGGCUCCAUGCCAUCAAAGAGCAGCUGAUCCUCGAGGGCCUCCUGAGCCGCUGUGUGUCCUUUCAGGCCCGGUUUGCUGAGAAGGAGGAGCUGAUGUUGGUUCACAGCCUGGAAUACAUUGAUCUGAUGGAGACAACCCAAUACAUGAAUGAAGGAGAACUUCGAGUAUUAGCAGGCACCUAUGAUUCAGUUUAUCUGCAUCCGAACUCAUAUUCAUGUGCCUGCCUGGCUACAGGCUCUGUCCUCAGACUGGUAGAUGCAGUCAUGGGGGCUGAGAUUCGGAAUGGCAUGGCCGUUAUCAGGCCUCCUGGACACCAUGCUCAGCACAGUCUUAUGGAUGGGUAUUGCAUGUUCAACCAUCUGGCUGUGGCUGCCCGCUAUGCGCAAAAGAAGCACCGCACUCAGAGGAUUCUCAUCGUGGACUGGGAUGUGCACCAUGGUCAAGGAACACAGUUCACCUUCGACCAGGACCCCAGUGUCCUCUAUUUCUCCAUCCACCGCUAUGAGCAUGGUCGGUUCUGGCCCCAUCUCAAGGCUUCUAACUGGUCCACUACAGGUUUUGGCCAAGGCCAAGGAUAUACCAUCAAUGUACCUUGGAACCAGGUGGGGAUGCGGGAUGCUGACUACAUUGCUGCUUUCCUGCAUAUCCUCCUGCCAGUUGCCUUUGAGUUUCAGCCUCAACUGGUCCUGGUGGCCGCUGGAUUUGAUGCCCUCCAUGGAGACCCCAAGGGAGAGAUGUCUGCCACUCCAGCAGGAUUUGCACACCUAACCCAUUUGCUCAUGGGUUUGGCAGGAGGCAAGUUGAUUCUGUCUUUAGAGGGUGGUUAUAACCUCCAUGCACUGGCUAAGGGGGUCAGUGCUUCACUCCACACCCUUCUUGGAGACCCUUGCCCCAUGUUGGAGUCCCCUGUUGCACCUUGUGCAAGCGCCCAGACUUCCAUCUCCUGCACUCUAGAAGCCCUUGAACCCUUCUGGGAGGUCCUUGAGAAAUCAGUUGAGCCCCAAGAGGAAAAUGAAGUGGAAGGGUACAUGCUAGAAGAGGAAGAGGAGGAACGCCGCUGGGAAACUGCUGCUCUGCCAAUGGAUCCAUGGCCACUGCUCCAGAACCGCACUGGGCUGGUCUAUGAUGAAAGGAUGAUGACCCACUGCAACCUGUGGGACAAUCACCAUCCUGAGACACCUCAGCGCAUCUUACGCAUCAUGUGUCACCUGGAGGAGGUGGGUCUUGCAGCACGCUGUCUCAUCAUACCUGCCCGGCCUGCCACGGAUGCUGAGCUCCUUACGUGCCACAGUGCUGAGUACGUGGAGCGUCUCCGGGCCACAGAAAAGAUGAAAACCCGGGAUCUGCACCGUGAAGGUGCCAACUUUGACUCCAUUUACAUCUGUCCCAGCACCUUUGCCUGCGCACAGCUGGCCACAGGCGCUGCCUGCUGCCUGGUGGAAGCUGUGCUUUCGGGAGAGGUUUUGAAUGGCGUUGCAAUAGUGCGCCCUCCAGGACACCAUGCAGAGCCAGAAGCCGCUUGUGGUUUCUGCUUUUUCAAUUCUGUAGCUGUGGCUGCUCGCCAUGCCCAGGUCAUUGCUGGACGUGCCCUUCGGAUCCUGAUCGUGGACUGGGAUGUUCAUCAUGGUAAUGGAACUCAGCACAUAUUUGAGGAUGACCCCAGUGUAUUAUACGUGUCCCUGCACCGGUAUGACCAUGGCACUUUCUUCCCCAUGGGGGAUGAAGGUGCCAGUAGCCAAGUAGGCCGAGCUGCAGGUACAGGCUUCACUGUCAAUGUGCCCUGGAAUGGGCCCCGCAUGGGUGAUGCUGAUUACCUGGCUUCGUGGCAUCGUCUGGUACUUCCCAUUGCCUAUGAGUUUAACCCAGAACUAGUGCUCAUUUCAGCUGGCUUUGAUGCUGCACAAGGGGACCCACUGGGGGGCUGCCAAGUGACGCCUGAGGGUUAUGCCCACCUUACCCACCUGCUGAUGGGCCUCGCCGGUGGCCAUGUUAUUCUUAUUCUAGAGGGCGGAUACAACUUGGCAUCCAUCUCGGAAUCUAUGGCUGCCUGCACCCAUUCCCUCCUUGGAGACCCACCAUCCCAGCUUACUUCGCUGCGACCUCCACAGCCAGGAGCUCUGGCUUCAAUUAGUGAGGCCAUCCAAGUUCAUCGCAAAUACUGGCGCAGUUUACGGUUGAUGAAGAUGGAAGACAAGGAAGAAUGCUCUAGUUCUAGGCAUGUCAUCAAGAAGCUGCCCCCAACUGCCAGUCCUGUGGCAGCUAAGGAAAUGACCACACCAAAAGGAAAGGUUCCCAAAUUAAGCAUGCAGAAGAUCACAACCGCAUUACCUGCGAAAGAGUCUACUCUAGGCCAGGUUAAAUCAGAGAUGGCCAUGGCAGGGCUUGCUCAGGGCCAGUCCUCAGAACAAGCUGCCAAGGGAACUACACUGGACCUGGCCACCUCAGCGGCUCCUACAGAGGACUUAGCUAAGCAAACCACCUCACAGGAGGCUGUGGGAGGAACUGGGCCAACUCCUCCAGCCUCAUACGCAAGUAAGCCAAGCAGGGCAAGUAAGCCAAGCAGGGAAGCCUCACCUCUGCAGGGAGCCACAGCCCCUCAGCCCCUGGAGUUUGGGUUUCUCAGAACUUUGGAGCUAAGCAGUGAGGCUCAGGAAGCCUAUGACUCCGAGGAGGGCCUGCUAGGAGAAGCAGCUGGAGGUCAGGACAUGAACAGCUUGAUGCUGACACAAGCAUUUGGGGAUUUUAAUGCCCAGGAAGUAUUUUAUGCCGUGACCCCACUACCCUGGUGUCCCCAUUUGAUGGCAGUACGCCCCAUUCCUGCAGCAGGCCUAAAUGUGUUCCAACCUUGUAAGACAUGUGGAACACGCCAGGAGAACUGGGUGUGUCUGACUUGCUAUCAGGUGUACUGCAGUCGCUAUGUCAAUGCCCAUAUGGUCUGCCACCAUGAAGCCUCUGAACACCCAUUGGUCCUCAGCUGUGUUGACCUGUCUACCUGGUGUUAUCUCUGUCAGGCUUAUGUCCACCACGAGGAUCUCCAAGAUGUGAAGAACGCUGCCCACCAGAACAAGUUUGGGGAGGACAUGCCCCACUCACACUAAAUCCCAAACCACACUGCCUGCUUGCCUACCGAGGCCCCAGGCAGAGCAGCUUAGUUCACUGCAGUCUUGGAUGAGGGUGGCCUCACUGUAACCCAUCUUGAAUAACUUUUGCCAGGUGCUUAUUUCAGUGUAAAUCUUUGGCAGAGGACUCUACUGUCCAGGUUUAGAUGUGCCUCUGCCCAUGGCUGGCUUGAGGAGCAGCUCUGUUCUACCCAGAAGGAAAGAGGGACAGCUUAGUAGUCCUAGGAAGGAGCUGAGAUCACAAAGAUGACAUUGAAGGAGACAACUGGCAGUGGUGACAGGCCUGCAUAUUUAAUAAAGUUGAAGUUGUUACAAAACCCG